Cygnus olor (mute swan) is the source of this 2687-nucleotide messenger RNA. Its product is annotated as galanin receptor type 1-like. Gene Ontology annotation, biological process: neuropeptide signaling pathway. Gene Ontology annotation, molecular function: G protein-coupled receptor activity; peptide binding. Gene Ontology annotation, cellular component: membrane. The record is from RefSeq and is a predicted model, not a curated record. The coding region runs from base 56 to 1375 and encodes 439 amino acids. The transcript has a single exon. NCBI's taxonomy places the organism in Eukaryota, Metazoa, Chordata, Aves, Anseriformes, Anatidae.
GCGGCGCGGGAGGCUCUGCCCUGGUAGCCCGGGGUGCUCGGGGGGGGGCUCAGCCAUGAAUUCCUCGUCCCCCGUCCCCCGGGCCCCCCCCGGCUUGCUGCAGCUCUGGCAGGAGGAGAACCAGACCCAAGGCGGGCUGUGGAACGGGAGCCAGGAGCUGGGCUGGGAAGAGCUGGAGAAGAUGCUCUUCCUCUUCGCCAAGGAGCCCGUCACCAUCAGCCUCACGGCCAUGUACCUGGUGUCCUUCGUGGUGGGCUUCGUGGGCAACAUCAUGUCCAUCAGGGUGCUCACUCGGAAGCGCCCGAGCCGGGCGUCCAGCCUGAGUGCCACCCGCAGCCUCCUCAUCAACCUGGCCGUGUGCGACCUCAUGGUGGUGUGCGUCUGCAUGCCCAUCACCGUGGGGAACCUCAUCUACAAAGCCUGGGUGUAUGGGGACUUCCUUUGCCGGGCCGUGCCCUUCAUCCAGGCUGUUUCGGUCUCUGCCAGCGUCCUCAGCCUGACCGUCAUCAGCGUGAACCGGUACUACAGCGUGCACAACCCGCUCAACGCCCGCUCUUUCUUCACCCAGAAGAGGAUCCUGAGCACCAUCCUGGUGGUGUGGCUGCUGUCUUCGGGGAUCUGCAUGCCUCUCAUCUUCAUGAACAGACGGGAUGAGAUUGGGGUGGUGGAGGGCCUGCCCCUGGUGUUCUCCAUCUGCAGGGAGAUUUGGCCUCAGGAGAGGCUCAAGCAAGCCUACAACUUUCUGCUCUUCUGUGCUCUCUACUGCCUGCCGGUCCUGUUCAACAUGGUCAUCUGCUUCCUCACGGUGCGCCGGCUGUGGAGCCGCGGCAGCCAGCUGAAGGAGAGCAGUGCCCUGAACCGCUCUCUGCCGGCCUCCAGGCUGAAGAUCCGCAAGAAGGUGGCCCAGAUGGUGGUGGCCCUGGUCCUGCUCUUCGCCAUCUCCUGGCUGCCCGUCUACCUGAUGGACAUCUGGAUCGAUUUCAACAUCCCCAAGUCCUUGCAGGAUGUGACUCCUUCUCCUUGGAUCCUGCAGCUCAGGCCUUUUGCCCAGUGGCUCGGCCUCAACAAUUCCAGCCUCAACCCUAUAUGCUAUUGCUUUGUUGGGAACCUCUACAGGUCAGCCAAGGAGAUGAAGAGCAAGUACCACCAAAGAAUGGUCUCUCUCUUUAACUUCUCUCUGUCGGAAGGGACAACCCGUUCCUCAGUCCCAGAGCUGCUCUCUUACCAGAGCUCCACGCAGCCUGCGAGGAAAGGACCCUCUGCCACAGGCAGGAGGUUUCAGGGAGGACAGGGCAAUAAGAACAAGUGUGGACGCUUGAAUUCUUGCCAGCAUCCACCCCCCAACACUGUCUCCAGUGAGAACACUUCCUUGUAAUUCUGCUCAGGCGGUGCACCUUACCUCCUCACCUGUAUUUAAGGACUCUCGAGAGGUCUUUCUGAGCGAGAUAUUUUAAUGAUGGAAAAAACUUUCUUCUAUUCACUCCCACCACCAGUUCAAAAAUACAGAGACAGGGCAAGAAGGGAAGAACGUGGGGAAAAAAUUUUUAAACAAAUAAAACAUUUUAACUAAAAAACAUAAAAAUAAAACAUUUUAACUCAGAUCAAGUGUUAAGACAAACGAUUUCUACUAGGGACAACUGGACGUGUUACCUGUUGCCCAGCCAGCAGGCACAUGAUCCGACAGACAGCUUCCCAACGAGAGGGCUCUCCCCUGCAGCUCCAUCUCUGAGUGCUACAGCAGAGAAGCAGGUUGGAUACAACAGCAACUUGGCUGCUUGCUGCUCACCCUGCGCCGAUAAAAAGCAGCCAGAACAGGCACUCUCUGCUACAGAUACGUCAGUUAUUACCAGCAGUGAAGAAACACUAGAAACAGCAUCAUAAAAAAAUUAGUGGGGAAUUUCACACACUUUACCACUCAAGAUUUCACUGUCUGAUCGUAUUGUUUCACUCCCCCCUGCAGAUAAAUUCUCCUGAUGUGAAGAGACAGCACCAGAAGUACUAAAGGAAUCAUCACCACUCCACGUUUGGAAAUUCAGAAUGGAUAAUGGAGCCCUGGAGGUGAUUUAGAAAAUGCAAUAGGAAAAUAUUCUUUGGGUAUCAGCUGUCUUUUUCUUACCGCUAUGUUACCGUGUGUGGAGUCAAAAGAACCAGGCUUCUAUUAACGUGAUUUGCACUUGAAAAACCAGCGCUUGUUUGGCUGUGUCUGUACCAAGCUAAGUCAAUGGCAUGUGAAAAUAAAAAUAGAAAGUGUUUUAUAGCUAGUAAAAUCAGAAUCAAAUAAUGCAAUGCUAUUUGUCUGGGAAGGAGAGAAUCAAAGUGCUUUCUUUUCCCGAGGAUCAGAAGUAGGUUAAAAUCUAUUUCUUCCAUCAUUUCUUUUAAAAGAGCCUUUGAUAAAUAAAUUGUAUAUUUUUAUUAUAUUAGCAUCAAAAGGCCUCACUAAAGCUUAAGAAUCCCAUUGCACUGAGCACUGGGGUUGUAUAAGGAGGGGAAACCUUUCUCCCAAAGAUCUCAAAGUGCAAACACACCAGAGCAGGCAACAGGUGGGAGGAAAAAAAAUACAGCAAUGCUCGGCAGGGCUGGAAUGAAACCACAGAUUGGCCCCUACCCUGUGCCUGCCCCGUGCUGGCUACGAGGGGCUGCAUGCUGCAUCCUGAUGCUGCCAGAAGAGUCUGUCCACACUGAUUCAU